Molecule: messenger RNA, 3896 nt
Organism: Mauremys reevesii (Reeves's turtle)
Lineage: Eukaryota; Metazoa; Chordata; Testudines; Geoemydidae
Product: secreted frizzled-related protein 2-like
Exons: 6
Coding region: 2687-3562 (291 amino acids)
Biological process (GO): non-canonical Wnt signaling pathway; negative regulation of canonical Wnt signaling pathway; canonical Wnt signaling pathway
Molecular function (GO): Wnt-protein binding
Source: RefSeq, a predicted model, not a curated record
AGGCUCAGCUCAGGACAGGCUCCCAGCGAGGGGCUGAGUCAGGCUUGAGGUGCCGUGGCAGAACUGGGGUGGGGAGUCACAGCCUGGAGUAGCAGGGGGUGCCGCAGAUGGGCAGGCAGGACAGGAACAGCUGGGGAGCCUGUUAGGAGAGAGAGGCCUUUUCAGAGCCCUGUGUGCAUUCUACUGGUCCUAGUGGGCGGAGAGCAGGCGCAGGCAGAUCUCCUGGGACUAUGGGCUUCGUGCACUGGAGACGUGGUCCCUGCCCUGAGGAGUUUAAACAAUCUAACCAGGCGACACACCUGUGAGGGAGACGGGAAAGGAGGCAGCUGCUCACAAGCCGAGGGAUUCAUUGGUGCCUAGGUGAUACGGCCAGAUCUAGCCUGACCCGCUGCACAUCCCAGACCAGACAGUGUCAGCCAGUGACUCCUGCCUCCCACCCAGUAACCUGUAGCUGAACUAGAGCGGCUCUUGGAGAAAGAGCCAGGCAGUCGGGAUUAAAGACCCAAGUGAUGGAGAACUGACCGCAUCCUGUGGCAAUCUGCUCCCGUGGUUAAUUACCCUCCCCAUUCAAAACGCGCUCCUGAUUUCCAGUCUGCAGCGGGCUGACUUCAGCCUCCAGCUAGUGGAUUUAAUACGCCUCUAUCAGCCAAAGUAAGGAGCCCUCUGGCAUCAGAUAGCUCCUUCCCACCGCGGUACUUCCAGAGCAGGAUUAAAUGACCUCGUAAUCUUCCCAUCGAAAAACCAAUCAGAUUAAUCUCCUUUAUCUCCCUCCACAGCUGGUUUUCCAACCCACCCGUCAGUCUCGUAGUCCUUUGAGCCCGAGCAAUUCCAUUCUGACGAGUUCCUUUUCUGUUCCCUUUCAAACUAGAAUCAGGGUUAAAUGAGAAGCUGCUGAGGUUGGGGGAAGAGGGGAGUCAGUGGCCGGAAGGGAAUGAGGCUGUUUGUUGCAGGCACAGGGAGAAAGAAAUGGAGCUUUACUCAUUGGAGUCUCUUGGUCGACCUAGCAUUGCUGGGCUCUUUCAAGGGCUCUUUCUGCUCACUGGGGAUAUUACUCUUGUAAUGAACUGCCUAGGGUGUCUACAUCAACACUGCCCUCUACCAAAUAGAAUCGGAACUGCUCGGCUGUGUGCCAUAGACUCUAUACUGCAAGCAGUUGAUGGAGAUUCUCCUUUAGAACGAGUGGGAGAGGCCUGGGCUGUUGGAGCAGUAGGAUCCGAGUUUCAGAUGGUUCCAGCCUGGUGACAACAGUAAAGUUCCUAGCUGACCCUGCAGUUGUUACUCCAGCGCAUCUCUGGACAGAGUAUCGCUAUAGUUGUAGAACUGUAGAUUGUCUACUCUAUCAAGUAUAGCUUGGGGGGAGGGAUAGUUCAGUGAUUUGAGCAUUGGCCUGCUAAACCCAGGGUUGUGAGUUCAAUCCUUGAGGGGCCAUUUAGGGAACUGGGGUAAAAAUCUGUCUGGGGAUUGGUCCUGCUUUGAACAGGGGGUUGGACUAGAUACCUCCUGAGGUCCCUUCCAACCCUGAUAGUCUGUGAAAUAAAUAUUAGAAACAACUGAGUUCUGCUGCCUGUUUCCAAGCCCAUAAAUGAAUCACAUUCCAGCAAAUCUGCAAAAAAAAUCCCCAUUGGCUGACAUUCUGAGCACCUCCCCACUGUGUAUAGAUUUACCUGCUCAACAUCCCUGUGAAGAAGGGGAGGAGCCCCAUUUUUCAGAUGGGGAAACUGAGGCACAGAGACACAAAGUGACUAGCUCAAGGUCACCCAAGGAGCCUGUGGCGGAGCCAGGAACAGAGCCCAGACUCCCUCCCCCCAAUCCAGUGACUUCACGACAAGCCCAUCCCCUCUUCCUUGCCUAUGUCACUUCAUGGGCCAAAUUCAUCCCCUGGUGGACAUCCACUGACCUCAGUGGUGUGACCCCCUCCCAGGGGUGAUUCCGACUCUCUUUUUAUUUUUAAAGUGCUUGGAGAUCACUUGGCUGAAGGAUGCUGUAGAAAUGCAAAAUAUAUUCUAGAUACCUCAGCAGCCUCGGGGGUCACCACCACCAGUUGGUUCUGAAUUUCCUUGCGGCUACUUGCUUACAAACCAUUAUACAAAAAUCCCCCUGCCCCCUUACAAACAAUUCGUCUCGGUCCCUUUCUUUGCUGAUUUCCUUUGCUGGCGAGGGGCCUUCGGCCCAGUGCUGUUGGUUGUUCUCUGGCCUCUCUUUGCAGCUCUGGAUGGUGGUAACCCCCCCUCGCUGAUGCCUGAGAAGAUAAGGGUUUGGUUCGAACAUCGGAACCAUUGAACAUUGCGGUGGCUCUUCGCCAGGGCAGCUGGAGCAAUGAGGCAGGCGGGCGGCUUGGAGAAAGCAGUGCCUGCAGCGCUGCUUUUAUUGUGCUGGAGAAAAGAGGAGACGCGUAGAACGUCCAGCCCUGCAAGCCCAGGAGGGGAAGGAUCUAAAGCAAGAGGCUAACGGUGCUGAUCCGCUUCCAGAUUGUCUUGCCUGGAUCCCAGCAGAGAAGGGGGAAACCGAGGCACAGGGAGGGGCCAGGCCAUGGCCAUGGUCUCACAGGGAGUCGGUGGCAGAGCUAGGAUCAGACCUGGGAGUCCACGUCUUGACGCUCUCCCUCUUUCACGCCCACAUCAUUCCUGGUUGAAAGGAGACGAACAAAGAGACGGGCCAUUCUGCAGAGUCCCCGUCCCGGCUCCCGAUGGACGUCCUGCCGCUCCUCGUCCUCCUGGCGUGCACGUGGCGCCCCCCUUCUCUGGCUGCUCCUUUCACCUACCAGCUGGCCCGGCUCAGCUCCCAGCGGAGCAGCUGCAAGGCCGUCCCCAGCAGCAUGACUCUCUGCCACGGGGUCGGGUACAACGAGAUGCGGCUGCCCAACCUGCUGGGCCACGAGAGCAUGAAGGAAGCUCUGCAGCAAGCCGCCUCCUGGGUGCCGCUGCUCACCAAGCAGUGCCACGGGGACACCAAGAAAUUUCUGUGCUCGCUCUUUGCCCCCGUGUGCAUCAGCGACCUGGAGGAUCCCGUCUACCCCUGCAGGUCCCUCUGCGAGGCGGUGAGAGACGGCUGCACCCCUGUCAUGGCUGCCUUUGGCUUCCCCUGGCCAGAGAUGUUCAACUGCAGCAGGUUCCCUCGGGGGAACGAACUGUGCGUCCCGCCGGCCGGCCCGGACGACCAACUCCAGCUCGCGAAGGAAGACGCAGUGUGCGCAGCCUGUAUCAGCCGAGGGCACAGCGAAAAGGAGUUCCUGGAAAACUUCUGCAGCCAAGGUUUUGCCCUGAAAAUGAGCAUCAAAGCGCUGUCCAGCGCGGACGGAGACUUGAAAGUGACCCCGGAGCUCAAGAGCCGGACCCUCUACAAGCAGGGAGGCUGGUCGGAAGAAGAGCUGAAGAAGCCAGUCCUGUGGCUGACGCACGGCGAGAGCUGCGCCUGCGAAGAACUCCGCGGGCAGGGCACCGUGGUCUUGGCCAUGGGCCACAAGGCAGCUGGCCGCUUGGUCAUCUCCUGGGUGAGGAGGUGGCAGCGAGGGGAGAGGGAGCUGAAGAAAUUCACCCGGGCUGUGCGGAAGAUCCAGUGCUAAAGGGAAGGGACGCGGCUUUGCGCUGAGGUCGUCUCCCUCCCGCACUCCAGCCGGAAAACAUAUUAGAUUUAGCCAGGCUCUUACUGUGAAAACAGCCCCCCCUUCCCCCAGUCACUGACAGACCCAUACGGCGUUCAGAGGGAAUCCAUAAACUCAGCCAGGAAGCAGCUGAAUCAAGCAUCCUCCGGAGGGUGUGUGCAGACCAAGGAGACCAGAGGCACAGACAAGCCAGCCCCCCUACCUCAGACCCAUGCGGUUAGCUGUAGGGCAGGGGUGGCCAACCGGAGCCUGAGAAAGAGCCAGAAUUUACCAAUGUACAUUGCCAAAGAGCCAC